Solanum lycopersicum (tomato) is the source of this 1293-nucleotide messenger RNA. Lineage: Eukaryota; Viridiplantae; Streptophyta; Magnoliopsida; Solanales; Solanaceae. The record is from RefSeq and is a predicted model, not a curated record.
AUGGCUGAAGCAGCAGUUUCCUAUGUUGCAGAGCGGCUUCUAGAUCUUUCCAGAGAAAAAUUAUAUAUUAAGCAAGAGGAAGAUGAAGCCGCAACAAUCCGCUAUUGGGUAUCUGAAAUCAGAGCAGUUGCCUACCAUGCUGAGGAUGUCAUUGAAAUAUUCAUCCAACAAGUUGAGUCCCAAAAACGUCAAAGUUUCUUCAUCAAGUGUAUCUUCUAUCCUAAGAAACUAUACGGUCUUUACAAAGUAGGGAAAGAGAUUGAAUCAAUUCAGACCAGAAUACUUGAAAUAUCCAACAGUCUUGAAAGAUAUGGCAUCAGGCAUAUUCAAGGUCUCAGAGAUGGGGAAGGUUCAAGCACAACACGUGAGAAGAUGCGUGAACGAAGACUCUCCUCGCCCUUGAUUGCCGAUAAAGAUACUGAGGACAAACGGCUUCGUGUUGCUUCAAUUGUUGGUAUGGGGGGCGUCGGCAAGACGACUCUCGCGAAGGAAGUUUAUAACCAAACUCAAAUCAGAGAAAAGUUUGACAUUCGGGCAUGGCUUUAUGUAUCCCAAGAUUAUAAGCCCAUGAAGAUCAUCAAGGAACUCAUUUUACAACUGGCAAGUCCAGAAGAAGAUAAAGUGAAGAUAGUCGAUACGAUGGACAAAUUGUCACAGGCUGGUUUGGAGGAAAUGCUCCAGAGGCGUUUGAAAGAUACAUGCUAUCUCAUUGUUCUUGAUGACAUCUGGACACAGAAGCAUGGGAUCUCAUUGUUAGAUCAUUUCCUGACAACAAUAAGUCAAGUAGAUUGCUACUUACCAGCCGCAGUAAGGAGGUUGCCUUGCAUGCAGAUGCUCAUACUACACUUUACGAACAUAAAGUAUUUGAGUAAAGAGGAGAGCUGGGAACUCUUUCUCAAGAUAGAAAAUGCCGAGGAUAGAGAGUUUCCACAUGACUUGGUGGGCGUGGGGAAAGAGAUUCUGGAAAAAUGUGACGGUUUGCCACUGGCAAUCACUGUCAUUGGAGGCCUCUUGGCUGGUAAGAGAGUACAACGAAACCUCGAUUUACACCUCGUUGGAAGUCAAAGUUAUGGUGUAUCAGCAAUUUUGGCAUUGAGUUAUAAAGACUUACCUCCCCAUUUAAAAUCUUGCUUUCUUUACUUAGGCCUUCUCCAAAAAGGCAAAGACAUCCCUGUGAGGCAACUCGUGCACAUAUGGAUUGCCCAUGGUCUUAUUCAUCAAAAUGGAGAACAAAAGUUAGAGGACAUCGUGGAGGAUUAUCUAGAUGAUCUCAUUGGCAGAAAUAUGUUAUAA